AGUUUUAACAGCAACAAAAAAAACUUAAAUUAAUGAUAAAAUGACUAAUAAUAAUAAUAUGGAUAAGAAACGGGAGCGUCAAUACCCGAUACCCGAAUUUCGGACAAUAUUUCCUAUUAAAUGUAAUCCGUUUAACGAGGACAGCAAACGUACGGCCGAACUAACCAAAUGGUGGUCAGAGUAUGCACUGUUGCCUGAAAUCAACUACAGGCGCCGUGUGGCCGACUCGAUGCUCCUGUUUGGUGCCCACUUUUUUGCCCGUUGUACCGAUUGGACGCGAUACGCCAAUUUGGUCAAAUGGUUAGGCUAUUUGUUUGUCUGGGACGACCACAACGAAACCGAGUACGGCGAGUUUGGCCGCAGUAACCGUAUGGCCCGGCCAGUAGCCGACCAGUAUCUACAGUGUAUCGACCGAUUGGAACGUAUGUUUGACAUGAAAAGCACCGAAACUAUCGCUACCAACAACAACAUCAACGGUUCCGAUACCGCAGCGGCAGCCGAUUAUAUACCAAUGAAUACAUGGAAACCGUACGUAUUGUCCACUUAUGCUACCGUCGAAGCCAUUAUGCAAGACAUGACUGGUUUACAACGUCUGAGAUUUAUAGACUCCUGGCGUCGGUAUCUUCGGGCACAGGACUAUGAGAAUCAACUUAUUGAACAAAAAUUUGUCGACUUUGAUAGCAUUAAAAAGAACCGUAAGAAUAGCGGUGCUAACGAAACGGUUAGUGCACUGUUAGAGUAUUCGGACGGACUGUGCGUACCUGAGCGGGAAUGGCUGGACCCGAGGUUACAGCGAUUGAUGUAUUUGUUUAACUAUACGGUUAUCUAUAUCAACGAUGUCUAUUCGUUUGAAAAGGAACUGUACGAUCAAAAUGGACAGUUAGAUCGGAUGUUUGUCAAUAUAGUUGCCUACUAUGUAUUGGACGGGAAAUGUUCAAUACGGGAGGCAAUGGAUAAAACUUUGGUAAUUUGUCGGCAAUAUGAACACGAGUUUGACCAGUUGGCCAAAUCGGUAGCCAAUGAUCCGACGGUGAGCUCCGAUACUAAACUCUACGUUCAAGGGUUGGCCAAUUUAAUUGCCGCCAACUAUCAAGUAUCAAUUACAUUGAAUAGAUAUAAUAGUAUUGAAUAA
This is a messenger RNA of Oppia nitens, 1132 nucleotides long. RefSeq lists its product as uncharacterized. NCBI's taxonomy places the organism in Eukaryota, Metazoa, Arthropoda, Arachnida, Sarcoptiformes, Oppiidae. The record is from RefSeq and is a predicted model, not a curated record. Bases 41 to 1132 code for a protein of 363 amino acids. The transcript is spliced from 3 exons.